AUGACCGAUGAGAAGAAGCCUCUCAAGGACCCCUAUGAUCCAUCUACCAUUCCAGACUUCGACUACGACUUUAUCAAACCCGAUGAACUUGACCGAUUCGAGAGGGCGCUGAAUGCCCCAGAAGCCUCUCCGCUGGUGGCGAUCAAUGACUGGCGACCAAUCAAUCAAAGAGUUCGAAAAAGCCGUGGCCGUCGAAAGAACCCCAAAAGAAGCAAGGAUGAAACGAGAGAAGGAGUUCUAUACACUGUGCUGAAAUGGCCAUUUCUGUUUACCGUUUUCGCAUGGAUCACAAUGCUGGGCAUUGGUUACUUGCUAAUCCGCGUUUACAUAUUCCUCUAUGAGCAAUGGGUGACAUGGAGAGGCAAAAGGGAACGGUUGCGUCGGGAACUUUCUGCCCAGAAAACCUACCCAGAUUGGUUGGAAGCAGCAAAGGCGUUGGACGUUCAUCUCGGGACUGAAAAGUGGAAGCAAACAGACGAAUAUGCCUAUUACGACCAUCUGACCAUCAACAAAGUGGUGGCGCAGUUGAAGAAAGUCAGAAAGGACGCCGAAUGGGAAAUGGAAAAUGGUCGGAUCGCCUUGAACGAAGUGCCGGCAGCUGAGGAACUAAAGACGCUACUCGAAGCCUGUGUCAAGAACAACUUCGCCGGUGUGGAAAACCCUCGGAUCUACAGUGAGACUUACUCAGGAACCAAGGAGCUUGUCCAGGAAUACAUCGAGGAGGUGCACGCGUGCAUCCAAAUCGUCCUGCAAAACCAGCAGAUCGACAAAGAAGUCAAAUAUCAACUAUUCAAGCACCUCGAUACGAACUUCGGACGCACCGCGCUGUGUUUGUCGGGUGGUGCCACUUUUGCUUAUUACCACUUCGGGGUUGUCAAGGCCCUGCUUGACAAUGACGUUUUACCCGAAAUCAUAACCGGGACGUCAGGCGGAGCACUGGUGGCCGGAUUGGUUGCGACUAGGACAGACGAGGAGCUGAAACAAAUGCUCGUCCCUGCUCUGGCUCAUCGGAUUCGUGCAUGCCACGAAGGACUCGCUACUUGGAUUCACCGCUGGUGGCGGACCGGCGCCCGCUUCGACACUGUCGACUGGGCCCGGCAAUGCGGAUGGUUUUGCAGAGGCUCAACUACAUUUCGGGAAGCUUACGAGCGGACCGGGCGCAUCCUCAACGUCACCUGCGUCCCCUCAGAUCCCCACUCGCCGACCAUCCUAGCCAACUAUCUGACAUGCCCUGACUGCGUCAUAUGGAGUGCUGUGCUCGCUUCGGCGGCUGUUCCAGGAAUAUUGAAUCCAGUCGUAUUGAUGACCAAGAAACGUGACGGCACCCUGGCACCUUACUCCUUUGGGCACAAAUGGAAAGACGGUAGCCUGCGGACUGACAUUCCCAUCAAAGCGUUGAACUUACAUUUCAACGUGAAUUUCACGAUAGUGUCUCAGGUAAACCCCCACAUCAAUCUUUUCUUCUUCAGCUCUCGGGGCACCGUAGGGCGACCAGUCACGCACCGCAAAGGACGUGGCUGGCGCGGCGGUUUCCUGGGCACUGCCAUCGAACAAUACAUCAAACUUGAUUUGAACAAAUGGCUUCGAGUUCUUCGACACUUGGAGCUCCUCCCACGGCCGAUGGGUCAAGACUGGAGUGAGAUUUGGCUUCAAAAGUUCAGUGGCACUGUGACAAUUUGGCCAAAAAGUAUCCCGUCUGAUUUCAUCCACAUUCUCUCCGACCCCAGCCCCGAAAGGCUUGCCCGUAUGAUUCAUGUUGGUCAGCAAAGCGCAUUCCCCAAAAUUCAGUUCGUCAAAAAUCGACUGAAGAUUGAGAAUGAAAUCAUGAAGGGACUACAAGAGUCUCGGACGGGCGGUCGUGCUCUUUCACCCAUCCUCUCCCGUCGCCUCGAAAACCCAGUCGAUGAACACUCUGACUCCUUGACUGAACGUCUGGAUGACAACCUCCCCGAACGUGACGGUUCCAGCUACAGAAGUGAAUCGCGCUUCGCUGACUUGUCAGACAGCAUGUCACAUUCAACAGCCUCAUCACGUCCUCAGACCCCCAGUUCCCGUCGGGGAAGUGUGAUUGAGGAAAUGCGACGCCAGUCGGCUGUGUUUUUUGACGAUACAGAAGAUUACAGAGACGAAGACGCAGUGGUCAUCUGA
Molecule: messenger RNA, 2148 nt
Organism: Penicillium salamii
Lineage: Eukaryota; Fungi; Ascomycota; Eurotiomycetes; Eurotiales; Aspergillaceae
Source: the annotation of a GenBank genome assembly